Tachyglossus aculeatus (Australian echidna) is the source of this 2312-nucleotide messenger RNA. RefSeq names its product zinc finger protein 572 (gene ZNF572). Lineage: Eukaryota; Metazoa; Chordata; Mammalia; Monotremata; Tachyglossidae. Gene Ontology annotation, cellular component: nucleus. Bases 199 to 1746 code for a protein of 515 amino acids. Gene Ontology annotation, molecular function: DNA-binding transcription factor activity, RNA polymerase II-specific; RNA polymerase II transcription regulatory region sequence-specific DNA binding. The transcript has 3 exons. The record is from RefSeq and is a predicted model, not a curated record. Gene Ontology annotation, biological process: regulation of transcription by RNA polymerase II.
CUUCCCUGCCCACAGCGAGCUGACUGUCUACAGCGCUUAGUCCGGUGCCCGGCGCCCAGUAAGCGCCUACCAAGUACCAUUAGAAAAACGGUGAAGUGACGACUGAGCGGUAGCGAGAUACGCGUGACCGGAUCCCUGUUCAUCCCUGGACGUCCUUCCACAGGGCGUCCAAUCCGUAAAGCGGCGAUCGUCUUCCCGAUGGAGCGAGGGGAAGGAUUCUUGGUCGCGGAUCCCAGGAACUCCAAGGAGAGGCAAAUUCUGGGAUGUGUGAAUACAGGAGCGGAGACUGAGGCCGAGCCGGAAGCUUCCCGGCGGGAUGGCGCCGAGGAACGUUCCGAGAAGGCCCCGGCGCGGUCCGGGAAGGACGCUCCUCCGCGCCCCGAGCACGCGAGCCUUCCGGGAACGGCUCCCGGCCCGUCCCGAGGGGACGGCGUCCGGGAAGGCCCCGGGAAGGACGCCGGGAGCUCGGAGAGCCGGGGGGGAGACCCUUCCGAGGACGAGCCCGCUCCCUGGAAGCGGGGCCCGGGGGAGCUCCCGGCCGUCGCCGCCCCCCGGCCCCCGCCGGGAGCGGACGGACCCUACCGGUGUCCGGAGUGUCGGAAGAGCUUCGGGAGCAGCUCCCGCCUUCACACCCACCGGCGGACCCACACGGGAGAGAGACCCUACAAGUGCCCGGACUGCGCCAAGUGCUUCGCCAACAGCUCCCACCUGAUUCAGCAUCGGCGGACCCACACCGGAGAGAAGCCCUACGGGUGCGGGGAGUGCGGGAAGAGGUUCGGCAGCAGCUCCCACCUCGCCGUCCACGCGCGCACGCACACGGGAGAGAAGCCCUACAGGUGCCCCGAGUGCGGGAAGCGCUUCGGGAGCAGCUCCCACCUCAUCCAGCACCACCGCUCCCACACCGGGGAGAAGCCCUACGAGUGCCCCGCCUGCGGCAAGCGCUUCGGCCACAGCUACGUCCUGAUCGAGCAUCAGAGGAUCCACACGGGAGAGAAGCCCUACGGCUGCCCCGACUGCGGGAAGCGGUUCAGUCAGAGCUCCAGCCUGCUCCGCCACCAGCGGACCCACACCGGCGAGAAGCCCUACGGGUGCCUCGAGUGCGGGAAGCGCUUCGGGUGCAAUUACACCCUCGUGAAGCACCGGAGGGUCCACGCCAGAGACGAGCCCGCCGGGUGCCCCGAGUGCGGGGAGGACGUCGCCCGCCGCCAAACCCACGCCGGGGGGAGGCCCCCCGGAAGCCCGCGGCGAGACCGCAAGCCUGGGGAGAAGCCUUACGGAUGCCGGGAGUGCGGGAAGAGCUUCGGGUUGAGCUCCCAUCUCAUCCGGCACCAGAGGACCCACACGGGAGAGAAGCCCUACAGGUGUCCCGCCUGUUGGAAGGCCUUCAGUCAGAGCUCCACGCUGGCGAUCCACCAGAGGACUCACACGGGAGAGAAGCCGUACCGGUGCUCGGUCUGCGGGGAAGGCUUCAGUCAGAGCUUCAAUCUCAUCCGCCACGGGAUGACGCACGCCGGGGAGAAACCGUACAAAUGCCCGGACUGCGGGAGGUCGUUCAGCCGCGGCGCCUACCUCAGCCAGCAUCGGAAGAUCCACGGCGGGGCCGGGUCCUGUCCGUCCCCCAAAGGUGACGAGAGGUUUCCCCGCGGGUGGCCCUGGGGGAGCUCCUCUGGGGCCUGGGAAGUUCCCACCCUCUUCCAGCCCCAGAUUCCUCCUCCUCCUGAGGCUCCUCCGGGCCUUCUCCACUGAGCUGUCACACCUCAUCGGUCCAACUGCUGGAAAAGGGAGAUCCGCAGAGUCAGCCGGUGCGGGCGGUGAGCAGGACCAGACCAAUCCACCGUAAAUCUGCCCGGGGAAAGGGCCCGUGACGAUGCCGAGAGGACCGGGGAGGGAAGGGGUUUGUGGUUUAACGUAAGGCAGGAGAUCAUCAUCUCCCAGCACGCAGCACGGCGCCUGGCACAUGGCGCUCUCCAAAUGCCAUAAUAUUAUAUGGUUUUCUGGAAAAGGAUUAGGAGGCGGGAAGCAGACCCUGGUAGGGCCAGUGAAGACGACGGGUUAAGGUCAAGAAGCGAGGCGGGCUGGGUCAGUCUAGUUUAGUCACGAGGUUUGAGAGGGAAGCUCCUAGGAGUGAAGGGUUUCGCCUUGUUGGGUGCGUUGCGGUCGUUUCUGAGGUGGAGUAGGUGAGUUGCCAGUGGAUCGGUCCCCCUACUCCUACCGAGACGCAGCUGCUCCGGGCGGGCGGUUGUAUUUCGGAUGGGGGAGAGCCCCACUGGAUUUGGCAAAAACUUCACAAAAUAAAAACAUUUAAGAAGCGA